This is a messenger RNA of Impatiens glandulifera, 906 nucleotides long. Its product is annotated as AT-hook motif nuclear-localized protein 23-like. Bases 1 to 810 code for a protein of 269 amino acids. Lineage: Eukaryota; Viridiplantae; Streptophyta; Magnoliopsida; Ericales; Balsaminaceae. Gene Ontology annotation, cellular component: nucleus. Gene Ontology annotation, molecular function: minor groove of adenine-thymine-rich DNA binding; DNA-binding transcription factor activity. The transcript has 2 exons. The record is from RefSeq and is a predicted model, not a curated record.
AUGUCUGGUUUAGAUUUAAGUAAUUCAAAUCCAAACCCUUACUUUCAACAUCAAUUACUCAACCGGCCGGAUUUUCUACCGGCGCCGCCCAUUAAUCAUGAAGACGAAGACAACAACAUCACCGGUUCAGUUUCCCGUCGACCAAGAGGAAGACCGCCCGGUUCAAAGAACAAAGAAAAACCGCCGAUAAUCAUUACUAGAGAGAGUGCAAAUACUCUUAGGGCUCAUAUACUUGAGAUCGGCGAUGGUCGCGAUAUCUUUGACUGCGUUGCGUCCUAUGCUCGCCGCCGCCAACGUGGGAUCUGCGUUCUUAGUGGUAGCGGUUUGGUUACUAACGUUAAACUUAGACAACCGGCUAACGCCGGAGGACAAGGUGGUUCUGUUGUUGCUAUUCAUGGUAGGUUUGAGAUUUUGUCGAUUUCCGGCUCGUUUCUUCCACCGCCGGCACCGCCUGGAGCUACUAAUCUCGCCGUCUAUCUGGCGGCGGGCCAAGGCCAGGUAGUUGGAGGGAAUGUGGUAGGGGAACUAACGGCUGUUGGACCGGUUAUAUUGAUCACGUCGUCGUUUACAAACGUGGCAUACGAGAGGUUACCACUCGAUGAAGAACAGGAGGCGGUGGCAGCAGCAGCGGUUUCGGGUGGAGGAGGAUCAGCGGGAAACAACAGUGGGGUGGUGUUUCCGGCCGACCCAUCCUCGGGGCUUCCUUUCUUCAAUUUACCAAUGAACAACAUGACUUCUAAUGGUCAGAUGCCGGCUGUUGAUGUCGAAUCCAAUUGGGCUGGAAAUUCCUCAACCCGUGCUCCGUUCUAAGUAAAGAAACUCAUCUAAUUUCGACGAAAAAUUAAUUGUAUGUCUUGCGUUAUUAUCCUUUACGGGUAAGUUUCCAAUUAAAUUUGAUCUUUUUGG